Messenger RNA from Urocitellus parryii (Arctic ground squirrel), 1268 nucleotides. Lineage: Eukaryota; Metazoa; Chordata; Mammalia; Rodentia; Sciuridae. The record is from RefSeq and is a predicted model, not a curated record.
GAGGAAAGAAAAGGAGAGCCUGUGAUAACUGCUUAUGAUAAUCCAAUUCUUGAGAAACCAUAGUAUUGAGAGAAGAUUUCAAGAUACUAAAUCUUAGAGAAAUGGCUUUCAUUUGUUUGGAUCUCAGAUGCCUAUUUAUCUUUUUAAUUUGCACAGAAUUUAGCUCUACUUUCUCUUCAAGCACAGAAAUAAAAGUUAAUCCUCCUCAGGAUUUUGUGAUAGUGGAUCCUGGAUAUUUAGGUUAUCUUUAUUUACAAUGGCAACCUCCACUGGCUCUGGAAAAUUCUAAGGAAUGCACAAUAGAAUACAAAUUACAGUACAGAAACAUCAAUAGCGAAAGAUGGAAAACCAUCAUUACUAAGAACCUGUAUUAUAAAGAUGGGUUUGAUCUUAACCAAGGGAUUGAAGCAAAGAUACGCACACUUUUGUCAAGGCAAUGCACAAAUGGAUCAGAAGUUCAAAGUUCAUGGUCAGAAGCUACUUACUGGACAUCAGAACAAGGAACUCUGGAAACUAAAAUUCAGGACAUGGUUUGUGUAUAUUACAACUGGCAAUAUUUAAUCUGUUCUUGGAAACCUGGCGUAGGUGCACAUUUGGAUACCAAUUACACCUUGUUUUAUUGGUAUGAGGGCUUGGAACAUACAUCACAGUGUGUUGAUUAUAUCAAGUCUAAUGGAGUAAAUGUUGGAUGCACUUUUCCCUCUUUGGAGUCAUCAGACUAUAAAGAUUUCUUUGUCUGUGUUAAUGGAUCAUCAGAAUCCAAGCCUAUCAGAUCCAGCUAUUACAUUUUCCAACUUCAAAAUAUAGUUAAACCUUUGCCACCAGACUAUCUUAAUCUUACUGUGAAGAAUAUAUUUGAAAUUAACCUGAAAUGGAGCACACCUAAAGGACCCAUUCCAGCUAAGUGUUUCAUUUAUGAAGUUGUGCUCACAGGAGAUGAAACUUCCUGGAUGACCACCACAAUUGAAAAUGAAAUCCGCAUCCCGAGAACAUCAAAUGAAAGCCAACAACUCUGCUUUUUAAUAAGAAGCAAAGUGAAUAUUUAUUGCUCAGAAGAUGGACUUUGGAGUGAGUGGAGUGACGAAGAAUGCUGGAUAGUAGAUGGCGUAUGGACGAAAACUAUGGUAUUUUUUGUGAUACCAUUUAUUUUUGUUUCAUUUUUUAUUUUAUUAAUAACUUGUCUGCUCUUGUAUAAACACAAAGCUGUACUGAAAAAGAUUUUUCUCACAAAAAAAGAAGCUUUUUCUCGUCAAGAGACACUAUGCUGA